UGUCUCAGACCUACCUGCCGCCCCGCGGAGCUGCACGCGCUGCCCGGAGAAGCCGCGCGAAGUUUCGGUUGGGCUCGGUUCACUCUGAACGGGUUCUAAGUGGAUUUGCUUAGAGCCGGGAUCCGAAUCAGAUCCAACGGGAAAGGCAGAAGCAGAAUUGGACCAGUAGCGGAACCAGGAUUUGAUCCAGAAGCAGGAGCAGAUACAGUACCGGUAUCGGGACCAUGUCCCGUGCGGAACAGCGCGACGAGGCGGACUGCGUGUGUUCGGUCGGGAUGAAGUUAACCUGGGACAUCAACGACCCCAAACUGCCGCAGGACCUGAAGCAGUUCGACCCGUUCCAGGAGUGGACAGACGGUUACGUUCGCUACAUCUACAGUGCUGAUGAUAAGAACGGUCAAAGACAUCUGUCAGGCUGGGCCAUGAGGAACACCAACAACCACAACUGUCAGAUCUUAAAGAAGUCCUGUCUGGGCGUGGUGGUCUGUUCCCGAGGCUGUACCCUGGCGGAUGGGUCCAGACUGCAGCUCCGCCCCGCUAUUUGCGACAAGGCCCGACAGAAACAGCAGAAGAAGAUGUGUCCAAACUGUAACGUUGCCCUGGAGCUGCUGCCAUGCAGAGGUCACAGCGGUUACCCUGUCACCAACUUCUGGAGAGUCGACGGCAAGGCCAUCUUCUUCCAGGCUAAAGGGGUCCAUGAUCAUCCAAGACCAGAAUCCAAGUCUGAAACCGAAGCCAGAAGAAGUUCAGUAAAGAGACGAGUCAGUUCACCCCCGUUCACACCAAAAAGACGUUUGAUUGAAACACAGGCCCUGGGCCCCACCCUCCUCUGUGUGGAACCAGCAGAAAGGAUUUCUUUCAUUGAGCCAAACUUCCCACAGCAUUACCCAGCAUUCCAAAGCAGUGACACCUACUACAACCCCCACAAUGCACUGGGAGACACCCCACCCACCCUUCAGAAACCAACCAAUCCAAGAUUGUACAUGGGCCCACCUGGCUACGAGUUCCAAGGAUACCUGACCUCACCUACAUAUCCUGUGACCUCUGAUCUCUGCGAUCCCAGGGUGACACCUGUCCUGGGUUCUUCCUCAACACCCUCAUCCUCAUCAGCACCCCUCUCAUCCUCAUCCUCCUCCUUUGACCCUCAGACGAAGCCCCCGCCAGCGUGGAAGGAGCUGCUGAAGAGUUCUGCCCCCUAUGGUGAUAACCACCAUUACUAUAGCACAGAGUACCCCUGUAGGUACCCAAGUAACCCACCAGGGUCCCCUGCUGCUCUGCAGACCAUCAUCACCACGACAACCAAGGUGUCCUACCAGCCCUGUCCAAAGCCUCCAGGGGCGCUGCCUCCCUACCAGUCAUGUCCUAAACCUUCAGCCGGCCUCCCAUCCUACCAGCCCUGCGCUCCCACCAAACCUCCAGGCCUGCCUGGUUGCUCCUCCCUGCUGGAAGAUGUCUCCUCUUCUUCUUAUUCCACUGAAGUAAAGGUGACUGAGGAGUCUGGUGGAGUCAUAAAGUCUCUGUCAUUUCCCCCUGAACCUCUGCAGACCAAAACAGAGCGGGUCGAUGGCUACGAUUACCGCUAUGCCUACCCCAACGCAUAUCGCUAUGAUGACUACUGACUCAUCUCUAAUUCUGUUGCCAAGGCAACUAAAAAAGAUGAAACAAACUUGCGGAGAGAGCCAAACAUCACACAUAUGAAGGGUUCCGGGUCUGACCCAGAACACCAAACCUUUAGUCAUUAAAAAACUUUUGGAAACACCUCUGAACAUGCGAGCAUCAGAUGAACAUUUUUAAUGGAUGUUCUUGUCCUGGAGCCUCAAUAAGGACAGAACCUCCUCUGUUCAUUGGACCUAAAGGAACUGGGUUCAGUCAGGAUCUGAUGGGGCCACAGUUCUGAAAGUCUACUCAGAGGAUUGCUUGGUUCUUAAGGAGUUAACAUCAGAGCUUAAUAGAUAUGUGCAGCUAUUGUUUUCUUUGAAUGAUCUCCUGUAUCAUCCUGAUUCUCUCACUGAUCCAUGCAAGACAAACAUACGUCAGAACAUGUUGACAUGAGCGGGUUCUGAACUAGUUUUUCUCAUUUAACGCCACCAUCAACUGGUCUGUGUACAUUACAUGACCUUCUCCAUGUCAGAGCUCCUCUGAUGCCAUUUCUGACACAUCAGGGUGAUCUCAUUGUUCUCCAUGUAAGAUGUUGUUACUGUAGAGACCUCACACCAUCAGGGUUCCUCCACCAUGUAGAAGAAAACAAGAUGUUUCCAAAGCCUUCCAUCAGACUUUAAGAACAAUGGACCUGUUGCAGAGAACAUUUCAUUCCUUGUAGAUGAACCCUCAGUGCUCUGGGUUUGUAGCAGGACCUGGGAUGUUUCAUGUUCUACCAGCAGAUCCUCUCCUCUGAAGAUCUGCACGCAGAGAACCCGAUGAAGCUGCAGGAUUCCUCUCCACAGAUGUUCUGAUUGUUCAGUGGAUCCACAGAAGGAGCUGAACGUUCUGUUUCUGAGCAGCAGGAAACCACUUGUUGGUCAUGGCUGCUUCUGGUUUGGUUCUGAAUGUGACAAUAAGCACUUUGGUGUGAUUGGACUUAGAGUUCUACAGGAAUCAGCAGUUUUUUCUGUUAGCCGGGGUGAUGUAGAGCUUUAAAUAAACCCAGAACCACGUGACCCAGAUGACUUUUUGUGAUUUAGUUUGUGAGGAACACUAUCAAGGUUCUGUUUGUCUUUAACACAUUUCAGCUGAUGAAGAAUAAAAAAGGUUAUGUGA
Messenger RNA from Girardinichthys multiradiatus, 2757 nucleotides. RefSeq names its product glial cells missing transcription factor 2 (gene gcm2). Lineage: Eukaryota; Metazoa; Chordata; Actinopteri; Cyprinodontiformes; Goodeidae. Gene Ontology annotation, cellular component: nucleus. The transcript is spliced from 8 exons. Gene Ontology annotation, molecular function: RNA polymerase II cis-regulatory region sequence-specific DNA binding; DNA-binding transcription activator activity, RNA polymerase II-specific. Bases 225 to 1619 code for a protein of 464 amino acids. Gene Ontology annotation, biological process: gliogenesis; regulation of transcription by RNA polymerase II. The record is from RefSeq and is a predicted model, not a curated record.